Molecule: messenger RNA, 5049 nt
Organism: Glycine soja
Lineage: Eukaryota; Viridiplantae; Streptophyta; Magnoliopsida; Fabales; Fabaceae
Product: probable E3 ubiquitin-protein ligase RHG1A
Exons: 8
Coding region: 3224-4873 (549 amino acids)
Molecular function (GO): ubiquitin protein ligase activity
Source: RefSeq, a predicted model, not a curated record
UUCUUAUUGCUGCUACCAGCCGCUUUAUUUCAUUGUCUCCUUCUCACAACAAACAAACCCAUUUCCCUACACCUUUCUUCUUCUUCUUCUUCUUCCUCUGCAACUCUCUCUCUCAUCUUGCGUGUUUAAGAUCGUCACUCAAACGGCGCCGUCUCCUCUCCGAUUCCUCAGCCACGUUUAUCAGGUUUCUUGGUGCUGUUUGAGUGUUUGUGCAUUGUACAUUAUUAUCUCUACAUGUUCUGGUGAGAUGCGCUUCCAUUGGAAAUUCUCCUUCAUUCCCUCUCUUUCCUACUUUGUUUAAAUAAUAAUUUACACUUCAUAGAUCUUUUAAAAAAACGUUUAUUUAUAUACGUACUUAUACCUGUGGGUUUAAAAUUUAAAUUUGUUAUUAUCGGCAAAAAUUGGGUUCGCUUUCGCAUUUGCAUUAUGCAGGUUAUGGAAGUUGGUGAUUUCUUCUUCAUUUGGUCUAUUCCAUUACAUUGUCUGAAUUGCAGAUGAUGUUGUAGGUGCUUUCCAAUCUUGGAUUAAUGGAGAGAAAAUAGAACUGAUGAGUGUCAACUUUGCAUGUUCUGUUUUCUCAGGACUUAUUAGCAUGAUAUGCCACAAUUAUGGAGUGUUUUGUUAGCCAACUUUCAUAUAGGAAGAAGGUAUAUUGUGCCGAAGAAUCUCUGUUAAUUGGAAGAGUUGUAUAGGCCUUGUUCAGUUGCAUUGUGUCCUUUAGAUCAUGGUCAUCCUUCUUUUGGAAUUGGAUGGUUGUUUGGCGUGAGAUGGCUUAGCAAUUGUUCUGAGGAUACUUUGGCAAUAGACUGGUCACAUCCAAUGUUUAGUGAUGCAAGAUGUCAUUGUGAGCUGUUACAGGAAAUUUAGGGAGGGUCAUGGAACUUCUCAUAUACCAUUGUUAUAGUUCUAAUUGGUGCUCUGAGGUGCUAAAAUAUGGAUGUUGGUAAACCUCAGUACUAUCUUCCUGUAACUUCUAAAUUUUCUUGUUGAAUGCUUGUUCUCUUAAAUAUGGAAUCUGCCAUGGAAGUGGUGCUGUUUAGUAGGGGCUGGUAUAAUGAGUGUAGGAGUACAAUUUCCAUAGAGCAUUCACAACACAUUAACAUGCACUAUGCAAACUGCCAUUUUGAACCAUUAGGGCAUAUGAUAGAUGGAGGAGGCUGCUGUAGUGAUAUGCAUCCUCUCUUAAAUGACAUAGGCUGCUCUCUAUGUCAGUUCAUCUUCUGGUUCAGCAAACAGUUGGUUUCUCCAAUAAUGCAACAAUUCAUGGCUGGGAUUGGUGUAACGCUGAUGAUUCUUUCUUUUGACGUGAGCCUAUGAGUUCGUUGACAUGGAAGCUGUUUGAUAGGCAUGAGUUGGUUAUAUCAUCUUCCUUCAUGGUUCUAAAUGAGGAAUGAAAUGAAACUUAUGUCAAGGUGUUGAUAGCCUAACCAAAUUGCAGGCAUUCUUCCUUUUACUUUACCUAUUUAUGGGGGAUGGAAAAUAUUUUACUUCCAUGUUCGAGCCUGUACAUCCUAUUUUUUAAUUGUCAUGCCUUACUGGGGGCAAUGGAUGGUCUUAACAAGACAAACAAUUAUGUUUGAUUGUGAACAAAAUUGAUUAGAAUUGGAUAUGGCAACAUGUUUCAAUUGUUUGUAUUCUGGUAAAUGGAAAAUUUUCUAUUUGGAGAUAGCCAUAAAGCUUUUAUACUUAUUUGAAAUUUUCCAUUAUUUUUAAUGUAAAGCCAAUAUACCCCAUGAUUAUAGCUUUGAAGAACAACAUAAAUAAGAAUGUGUUUGGUAGAAAUAAAAUAUCAUGUAAAAUAUCAUUUAACAGUGAAAUCUUUAUACUUUGAAAGCUUAAUGACUGAUUGUCUUUUUUGAUGUCUUGGAUAUCAUUUAGUAUUUGGAUUUUAGCAAAAUCUGAAACCAAAGUUUAAUAUUAAGUGAGGCCUGUCUAAAUAUAUUGUUUUCUGAUGUUUAAUUUCUUCAAUAAUUAAUAGUUUAAUUUACUUCUCCAUUGAGUUUGGAUUUAUCUCACUUUGUGUUAACAAAAUUUUAUAAUAAAAAAUUUUCAAGACAGAGCUUUUCACUGAAAAACUAUUUUUUUCAUAAAAAAUAAGCAUAACGAAUCAUGUCAGAACAAUGGCAUAUAAUUAUAAUUAUAAAUAUGCGUGGUGAUACUCAGCUGCCCAAGCUCUUUUUAAAACAACUUUAUUUGAUUUAUCAUGAUUUAUUUAAGGUAACAAAAUUUCUGAAGCCUUCUCUGCUUUCCACGUGGAAGCCGGAAGCUAGGUUUUUAUUCUUUUAAAUUCCUGCUUAUAAAAUAAUUUUAUAUUUUCUAUUUAAUAUAAUAUAAAUUAAUGCUAGAGUACAGUUGUGCCAAUAUAAUAUUCUCUUCUAUGAUAUUUCUUGUUGUAAAAAUACUGUCUAGCAGUAAACAGUUUUUUUCAGACUGUCUUAUAUGCUCUCAUGAAUGCUUUCCUCUACUUUUUCUGCUAAGGUAUUAGACAUACACCUUUCUCUAUGUCUCUCUCUCCACCAUCUCUAAUAGAAACAAUAUCUAAUUUUGUUCUUCAAGCAAAUUUCAUUAUAAAUUGCUUUGUAUUUUUCCCUAUCAAAAAGCUGUGGAGUGGAAUAUCCUGUAUUUUUUAGUGGUUCCUAGGAUUUACUUAAUUUUUUUUGUUUCUUUGGUCUUGUCUUGAUUAUUGAUUAGAGGGCAGAUAGGAGUAUUCCCCCCCCCCCCCCCACCAUGUGCUCAAUGUGCAUAGUUGAUUAUUAUUUUCAAGUGCAGGAAAAGAUUAGAAAAUGCUAACACCUUCUAAUACUUGCUAAACCUUACCAGGUAAUAUCUGAUACGUUAGUCAUCCUAUUCUCCAAUCCUUCCUGUUUUUAUUAAGUUAAUCGUAACUCUUGCUGCCAUUCAUGAGAAGCUAGAGUGUGGAUUCAUCAUCUAAUUUAUAUCUCAGCAAUGCCAUUCUUUUUCUUGUGUUUAUUUUUUUUCCAUCCUCUUUGUUUUCUUGCCUCAGACUAGAAGGUGCUCUUUCUGUAUCAGUGGAUAGAGGCAUAUGGGUAAAUGGCAUCAAGUGAGUGGACUUAUUUGGGGAAGUUGGUAAUUUAUUACUGUUAAGGAGACCAUGAGUGCCAAGUAUUUAGUGUUUACAGGAUAUUUUUUAGGUUGUGAAUUAUUUGCAAAUCUGAUUCAACUACAGUGUCUAUUUUGACUCCCAAGAUUGCAAGUGGCAGUUAUGGGUCAUAGGCACUUACAUAACACAUCUUCAUUGUUCGAUGGUGAGCCUGACCAGAACUGGAAUCAUUUGCAUACUGAUCAACAAUAUGUGCACCUUGGUAGGACUAACACUUCAGAGAAUAGUUCAUUUAUUUAUCCUGCUGAAAAUAUGUCCAUAGAUAGCAUAUCUUUCCCCUCUCAUUGGAAUUCUUCCUCAAGGUCAAAUGGAUAUGCAUCCUCUAGUCACAACAUUGUUGUACCUCCUCACCAGUCAGAUGCAUCAGGCACUUCUAAUGAUCAUUUUGUGCAUUCGUCUAGUGCUGGACCAUUCUUUACAGUGUCGGAAAAUUAUUUACACCAACCUUCUUCCUCCAAUUAUGACAGACAAACAUUUCAUGUUGAUGCUGGUUUUAUUGAUCUUACAAUGGGAAGUGGACAAGGGCAUCACAAGCGUAAGAGCCCUGGAAUUCCUUCAGUCUACGAGGGAGGCAGUACUAGUAGAUACUUUAAUGCUGGGAGUUCAACUGAUCUUCCUAUAUCUUCAGAAUUGUGGCAGGAGAAGCCAAAUAUUGAUUCUCAAUAUAUGCCCUGGGAUCAUUUUACUAUGACACCCACAUUCAGAGGUACUGGCCUUUCAAUUAAGGGUGAGGGUUCUUUGCGGAAUGUGAGGAGCCGUUCUACACUUGAUUUGGAUUCCAAUCUGUCUAGGACCCAUUUAUCAAGUAAUCAUUCACACAAUUCCUACCCUACUGUCCCACCAGUUGACCAUUCUAGCAUGGCGGAUCUUUCUGGUCAGACUUCUGGUACAUUAACAAGGGAUUGGAGCCAAAUGAACAUGUCUCCAGCUAAUGGAAGGGUGUUAUUAUCAGAUACAAGUUCUUUUGGUCUUGAAACAAGUCACUUCCUUGUUGGAAGUGGUGCUACUGCUAGCAAUGCUUCUGUAGAUGUUGGGGGCUUCCAUCAUGAAUUUGGUGCAAGCAGAAAUCCUACUGCUCCUCAAAGUUUUCAUAAUACUCAUACUCAGACCGCUAGGGGAAUUCGAAGCAACUAUUCUCAGAGAUCCACACCAACUUUUAGGGCUUCUUCAAGCUUGCGCUUGGGACAUGUGACAUCUGAUGAUGGAUUGCCUAUGGUAGCUGAAAGUUACUCUUCUAGACAUCCAAGGCCAUUGAGCACCAUUGGCUGGAGGAAUGGUGAUAGAAAUGGGAGGUCAAGAAUUUCUAGUGAAAGAUAUCGAUCAUUGACUGAGGAGAGUGGUCUCCAUGAUCGAUUUUCCUCUGAGGGUUUCAUGGUUGUUGAGCGUGCAUCAGUGUAUGGUUCCAGGAAUAUGCUUGAUCAGCACCGAGACAUGAGGAUGGAUGUAGAUAACAUGAGUUAUGAGGAACUACUUGCACUUGGUGAGAGGAUUGGCUAUGUGAACACAGGAGUCUCUGAGGAUUUGCUUUCCAAAUGUUUGACGGAAACAAUAUAUUGUUCAUCUGAGCAAAGUGAAGACGAAGGAAACUGCGUAAUAUGUCUGGAAGAGUACAAGAAUAUGGACGAUGUUGGAACACUUCAAACUUGUGGACAUGACUACCAUGUGAGCUGCAUUAAAAAGUGGCUAUCUAUGAAGAAAUUAUGUCCUAUCUGCAAAGUAUCUGCUUUGCCUGAGGAUACGAAGGAUAAAUAACUUCUGUAAUAUAAAUUAAUCCCAUUUUGUGUAUAUAUUUGGACAUCCCUAAAAAAUGAGGAAACGAACCUGUUUUUGGAAAUGUUAUAACAGGAAUGCUACUCUAUAUCAAUGUAUUUGUUUUCGGCUUCGAUCUCAAUUACUCGAAGCCUUGAAAUUAUGUGGUUUUUUUAUAA